ACUCCCGGCGGGCGCGGGCGGCGCGGUGGUCCUGCGUGCUGGCGGCAUGUCUGCUGUGCGCUGGGGCCGCGGCGCGGCGGGGUUCGGGAGGGCCCUGUGGCCGGCGGGCCCCCCCGGCCUCCUGGCCGAGGAAGGGGCCCUUGGUGGCGUCUGGGGCCGUAAGAGGAGCUCAACUGCCAGCCCUUGUGAGCAGGACCGCCGGAAGGACUGGGGCCAUGCCGAGCUGCUGGAGGUGCUCAAGGCGCGGGUGCGGCAGCUGCAGGCCGAGGGCGUGGCAGAGGUGACGGUGAAGAGGGUGGCCAAGAGGGUGGCCGUGGCUCGAGCCCCGGAGGCUGGCGGCGCCCAGCCACCCAGGCAGGCCCAGGCAGGGGCCGAGGGGGCCGCCCCCAUGCUCAGCAGCCGCUGGGCGCAGAAACUGGACGACGAUCAGCGGCUGAUGGAGAGGCGCAAGCGGCGGCUGGAGGGGAAGCUGCAGAAGCACGUGGAGAAGGUGGCCUGGCAAAAGCAGCUGCGCUUGGAGCCCCGGCUGCUGAGCAGGAAGCUGGCGAGCCAGCUGCAGCACUGGGAGCAGGGGACGCCCCGGAGCCCGUGGGAGGAGCAGCUGGCGCAGCUGCUGCAGGAGGCCCCGCAGGGGCGGAGCGGCGAGGCGGCGGCGGCCCCGGCGGACGGAGGCCCCGAGUCGCGGCUGGAGGGCCAGCGGCAGAGGCUCCUGUCCUUCUUUGAGUGCUGCCUGCUCACGGGCCACCUGCCCCUGGCCCACCACGUGCUGGUCACCCACCACAGCAAGUCCCAGCAGCAGCGGCUGCUCACACUCUCCAUGUACAACAUGCUCAUGCUCGGCUGGGCUCGCCAGGGCUCCUUCAAAGAGCUGAUGUACGUGUUCUUCAUGCUGAAAGACGCCGGCCUCACCCCGGACCUGCGGUCCUACGCGGCUGCCCUGCAGUGCAUGGGGCGCCUGGACCAGGAUGCUGGCACCAUCCGAAGGUGCCUGAAGCAGAUGGCGCAGGACGGGCUACAGCUGCAGGGGCUCUUCACGGCUGUGCCGCUGAGCGCCGAGGAGCGGGCUGAGCUCCUGCGGGCUGUGCUCAAGGCCAAGCCCGCCUUCACCCCCCCGCGGCCGCCCGUGCCCCCGCCCCAGGUCAACACCUCGCCGCUGCUCCGGGAGAUCUACGCCAAGCAGGACCCCACUGUGUCCUACCCGAGGCUGCACUUGUCCCUGAAGGAGCUGCAGGGCCUCUUCCGACAGCAGCUUCGCGUGGAGAUGGCCACCACUGUCACUGUGGGGUCCGUGGAGAAGGUUCCACUGCUGACCAAGGAGGUCCUGCAUGCGCGGAAGACCCUGGCAGGCCUGCGCACCCAAUGGAGGACAGCGCUGUACCGGGAGCUGCAAGAGACCAAGGAGAGCGAGGCCCACGCUGCUCGAGAAGGCCGCCUCUCACUCUUCCCGUACCUGUGCCUGCUCAGCGAGAAGGAGAUUGUGGGGAUGCUGCUGCAGACCCUGCAGGCGCUGCCCGCACAAGGAGAGUCACUUCUCUUCCUGGCGCACGAGCUGGGUCUGCGCGUCUUCAAGAGGAAGCAGCUCAGAAACGAGGUGGAGGAACUGGAGCAGCGCUACUCCAAGUACCUGCACCUGCUGGCCUCCGACACCCAGGUGGCGGAACCGUGCCUGCCACGGCAGCAUUGGGAGGCACUGGGGGUGCCUGAGGCCCCCCACGAGCAGCCCUGGCCCAUGUCAGUGGUGGUGCAGCUGGGAAAGCAGCUGGCGGAGGUGCUGGUGCGGGCCGCGCAGAUGCCCAGCAGCCUGGCAGCGCCCCGGAGCCCUGGCACGCUCAUCCCUGUGCUCUACCACGUGUACUCCUUCCGCAGCUUCCGCCAGAUCGGGAUCCUGAAGCCUCACCCGGCCUUCACGCAGCUGCUGGAGACGGCGGCAGAGCGCACACUGACCUUUGAGUCGACGGACGUGCCCAUGCUGUGCCCACCACUGCCCUGGACGUCGCCCCACUCGGGUGCCUUCCUGCUGAGCCCCACCAAGAUGAUGCGCUCUGUGGAGGGCAGCCAGCAGCACCAGCUCCUGCUGGAGCGCUGCCCGCCUGCCGAGCUGCACGGUGCCCUGGAUGCCCUCACCCAGCUGGGCAACUGUGCCUGGCGGGUCAACGGGCGCGUGCUGGACCUGGUGCUGGAGCUCUUCACUGACAAGGGCUGCCCUCGCCUGGGUGUGCCCGCCCCGCCCUCCGAGGCCCCCCGGCCACCCGAGGGCCGUCAGGCUCCCAAGGGCUGCUUGCUGCCCGAGGUCUCGCCUGCCGAAAAGGCUGAAAUGCGGCGGGAGCUGGCCCGGCGCCUGAAGGUGGCACGGGAGAUGCAGAGCCUGCGCGCCGAUGCACUGUACCGCCUGUCGCUGGCCCAGCACCUGCGGCACCGCGUCUUCUGGCUGCCGCACAACAUGGACUUCCGCGGCCGGACCUAUCCCUGCUCACCGCAUUUCAACCACCUGGGCAGUGACCUGGCCCGCGCACUGCUGGAGUUCGCCCAGGGCCGCCCACUCGGCCCCCACGGCCUCAACUGGCUCAAGAUCCACCUGGUCAACCUCACGGGGCUCAAGAAGCGCGAGUCGCUGCAGGCACGCCGGGACUAUGCGGACGAGCUGAUGGAGGACAUCCUGGACUCGGCGGACCAGCCCAUGACGGGCCGCAAGUGGUGGAUGGAGGCGGACGAGCCCUGGCAAGCCUUGGCCUGCUGCAUGGAGGUCGCCCAGGCGGUGCGUGCCCCCGACCCCACCGCCUAUGUCUCCCACUUCCCGGUUCACCAGGAUGGCUCCUGUAACGGCCUGCAGCACUACGCCGCCCUGGGCCGGGACAGCGUGGGGGCCGCCUCCGUCAACCUGUUGCCCUUGGACCUGCCGCAGGACGUGUACAGUGAGGUGGCUGCACAGGUGGAGGUGUUCCGCAGGCAGGACGCCGAACAGGGUGUGCGGGUGGCCCAGGUGCUGGAGGGUUUCAUCAGCCGCAAGGUGGUCAAGCAGACGGUGAUGACCGUAGUGUACGGGGUCACCCGCUACGGGGGCCGCCUGCAGAUCGAGAAGCGCCUCCGGGAGAUCCACGACUUCCCCCAGGUGUGCGGGGCCGAGACUCCAGAUCCUGCCGGCCACUGUCCGGUAGCAGGUGGCCGCUGGGCAGCAGGCGGUCCUGACACAGGGUCUUGUCUCUGCCCACCGUGGGGUCCUCCAGCGGGGUCCAUGGGAGCGAGCCCACCCCCUCAGAGUGUGCAAGGUCACUGGCCCAGGGCCAUCAGGGGGCGUGGAGGGAACCUGGGCCCCGCCCACGCCCUCCCCUCGCCCUCUCCCCAGGACUUCGUGUGGGAGGCUUCUCACUACCUCGUGCGCCAGGUGUUCAACAGCCUGCAGGAGAUGUUCUCGGGCACCCGGUCCAUCCAGCGCUGGCUGACCGAGAGCGCCCGGCUCAUCUCCCACACGGGCUCGGCCGUGGAGUGGGUCACGCCCCUGGGCAUCCCCAUCAUCCAGCCCUACCACCGUGACUCCAAGGUCAUGAUCAAAGGCGGGCUCCAGAGCCUCACCUUCAGCAGCAGCGUGGACACCAGCCAGAAGCCCAACACGCUGAAGCAGAAGAACGGCUUCCCGCCCAACUUCAUCCACUCGCUGGACUCCUCGCACAUGAUGCUCACGGCCCUGCACUGCUACAGGAAGGGCCUGACCUUCGUCUCGGUGCACGACUGCUUCUGGACCCACGCCGCUGACGUUGCGGUCAUGAACCAGGUCUGCCGCGAGCAGUUCGUCCGUCUGCACAGCCAGCCCAUUCUCCACAACCUGUCCAGGUUCCUGAUCAAGCGGUUCUGCUCCGACCCCAGGACCUCCAAGAGCAUCUGGGUCUCCAGGCUGAUGGACACGCUGCUGUCUGUGCCCAAGGCAGGGACCUUCAACCUGGAGCAGGUGAAGCACUCCACGUACUUCUUCAGCUGACGGCCAGUGCUGCCUCCCUGUACUUUAGUGUGAAUAAAGGGUCUGUCACCA
Eubalaena glacialis (North Atlantic right whale) is the source of this 4024-nucleotide messenger RNA. RefSeq names its product RNA polymerase mitochondrial (gene POLRMT). Bases 47 to 3973 code for a protein of 1308 amino acids. The record is from RefSeq and is a predicted model, not a curated record. The transcript has 20 exons. Gene Ontology annotation, molecular function: DNA-directed RNA polymerase activity; protein binding; mitochondrial promoter sequence-specific DNA binding. Gene Ontology annotation, cellular component: mitochondrial DNA-directed RNA polymerase complex. Gene Ontology annotation, biological process: mitochondrial transcription. Lineage: Eukaryota; Metazoa; Chordata; Mammalia; Artiodactyla; Balaenidae.